AUGGGCGAUAGCGCUGCUCGUGGCAGUCGUAGCCGUCUCAAUCGCUGUGGAUGUCUCUCAGCGCAGCCGGACCUCCGCGCCUUCCUUGCCUUCCCCCUCCCCUUCUCGCGCAUCCCGCUCAUCCCGCGCAUCCCGCUCAUCUCAUUCCUCGACCUCCGAGGGAACCAGUCGGCGCAACAGUACUUCCGCGCCUUCUGUGCCCUCCACGCAUUCUCCUUCCCCUUCCCGCUCAUCUCGCUCACCCCCCUCAUCCCGCUCAUCCCCCGCAUCCCGCUCAUCCCACUCCUCAAACUCCGCGCGAAGCAGCCGGCGCAACCGGACCUCUGCGCCUUCCUCGCCUUCCCCCUCCCCUUCUCGCGCAUCCCGCUCAUCCCACUCCUCAAGCUCUUCGCGAAGCAGUCGGCGCAACAGUACCUCCGCACCCUCUGCACCCUCCCCGCCUUCACCCUCCCCCUCCUCUUCCCGCUCAUCCCACUCCUCCCGCUCCGCGACCCCCGCGCGAAGCAGUCGGCGCAACAGUACCUCCGCGCCCUCCGUGCCCUCCUCGCCUUCCCCCUCCCCCUCCGCGCGCAGCAGUCGACGCAAUCGAACCUCCACACCCUCUGCGCCCCGGAGCCACACAGGACGGAGGAGUCGGUGGGGGGCGUUGGCGGCGUGCCGCUAACGACGCUGACGCUGCUGCCGGACAAUCUGUACAAGGCCAAGUGCCUUGACGGCAGUCCCCCGGGGUACUACUUCCGCCCAGGCGUGGGCACCGGCGCAAAUAACUGGCUGAUCGAUCUCCCCGUGGGCGGGUGGUGCACCACCGUCGAGGAAUGCGCGGAGCGCGCGGGGACCGAGUUCGGCUCCACGCGCCGCUGGCCCAAAGUGAUCGGCGGAGGAGGCGCGCCGGAAGGCGCGGGCGCCGCCGCCGCUUCCGCCGUGGCGGACGCCGUGUAUCAGUAUACGGUGGUGAGAGCCGGGGGGAGGGGGGAGCAGGUCGGGGAGGGUGGGGGGGAUAAGCGCAAGGAGCGCUUCCGCUGUGGUGGACGCCGCCGUGUACCAGUAUUCGGUGGUGAGUGUGGCGCUACGGGGGGUGCGAAUAGCCGCGCGGACGGCGGCGGGCGCAAGGGGUCGUCGCGCGGCAUUCUGAGCACGGAUCCGCGCGUGAACCCCACGUUCCACAAAAUCGUCCAUUCCCCCUUUCCCAUCCCCCUCGUUUCUCCCUCUCCCGUUCAGACCGCUGCGGGCGUAAGGGGGUCGUCGCGCGGAAUCCUGAGCACGGAUCCGCGCGUGAACCCCACCUUCCACAACUGGAACCUCGUGCGCUUCAUCUACUGCGACGGCGGCGGGUACGCCGGUCGAGUGCGGUGGAAGCCGGUGAACUCGAGCCUCAUCGUGUAUCUGGACGGGUGGAGAAUAUCCAAGGCCAUUUUCAUGGAUCUCCGCACGCGGCGCGGGCUGACAUCCGCAACGAACAUCAUCAUGUCAGGGAGCUCGGCGGGCGGGCAGGCAGUGGUGACGCUGUGCGACCAGCUGGCGGAGAUGGCGCCCGCCGCGCGCACCAAGUGCCUCAUGGACUCGGGCUUCUUCAUCGACUCUCCUGACCGUGCGGGGGUGUAUACAUUCCGCGCCAUGGCGCAGCGCUUGGUGGGGCUGCACCUGUCGCUGGGGAACCCACGCUGCCAGCGGGCCUUCCCGGGCAUAGAGAGCUGGCGCUGCUUUUUCCCCCAGUAUGCUCUCAACUUCGUCAAAUCGCCAAUCUUCGUCCUCCAAUCACUCUUCGAUGUGCGAGCUCUCGCUCUUGGUAACCAGCUCCCGCCAAACAUCGGCCAAGCCACCGCUUGCCUGGGUGACAUUCUCAAGGCCGCUCCGCGCGCGGGGACAGCGAUAAAGACCCGCGCUUACCGGAGGAACCGAGUGGGGGUGAGCAAACUGUGCCCCGCGGAAAGUGUAGCCGUUUUGAAUGCCGCUUCGGACGUCUACACCGCAGUACAGAAUCUGAUGCUGAAAAAGUCGGACCUUACAGCGUUUUUACCAGGUAACACGCAGCACACCUACACGUUCAAUCCGUCGUGGGAGUUUGUCGCGAUAAAUGGUACAACGGUGAAAUCUGCUGUAGAUGCGUGGGUGGAAGAAUCUUUGAGGUACUCGAGGCUCUUAGCUUCUUGA
Closterium sp. Yama58-4 is the source of this 2151-nucleotide messenger RNA. The record is from the annotation of a GenBank genome assembly. Lineage: Eukaryota; Viridiplantae; Streptophyta; Zygnematophyceae; Desmidiales; Closteriaceae.